Molecule: messenger RNA, 1287 nt
Organism: Porites lobata
Lineage: Eukaryota; Metazoa; Cnidaria; Anthozoa; Scleractinia; Poritidae
Source: the annotation of a GenBank genome assembly
UUAAUUCAUAAAAUUGUCACUUUUUCAGAUUCCAUGAACUCCACUGAUGAGUUGGUCGACCCACUUCAGCCACCGUCAAUUAUUCACCAAGUUACCAUCAUCGUAGUGUACAGUAUAAUGCUUCUAUUCUCGUUAAGUGGUAACACAAUCAUCAUCUUUAUCGUGUUUACAAGGCCUUUUAUGAGAUCAGUCACAAACUGCUUAAUUGCCAACAUGGCCGCCGCAGACCUCCUUAUGACAUUCAGUGCCAUGCCCUAUUCAGUCGCCUACACGUACGUUGCAAGCCGCUGGUUCGGUGGCAUUAUGGGUAUGAUCACGUGCAAGUUACUACACUUUACAAUUGCUCUGUCCAUUGCAGCAUCCAUUUUAACGCUGACAGUGAUAGCGCUGGAUCGCUUCUUCGCCGUCGCAUAUCCAUUUAAACGUGUAAGCGUCAUUCGUCACAUUCCCACGACAAACAUGCUUAUUUGGCUGGUAUCCGUAAUUUGUAUGUCACCCUACCUCUACUACUACAAAAGCAAUCUACUCGAAGAUAACAGUUACCACUGCUUUGUAUUGUGGGAGCCCUUGGCUGAUUCUUUUACAGCGUCAAGGAUUUAUUUUUCGUUUAUUUUCAUCGCCCUAUAUCUGGUGCCUUUGCUCUUCAUUUGCAUAUUCUACAGUAUUAUUUCUUUCAAGCUAUGGGCUCGACGAAUUCCUGGCAAUCCAACAGAAGUUAAUCUCAGAAAUGUAGAACUUAGCAAGCGGAGGACUAUAAAAAUGCUCAUCAUUAUUGUGGUGGUUUUCGCGCUGUGCUGGCUACCUGCGCAUUUAAUGCACUUUUUCAUAUUCUUUGAAGAUAGAACAUUUAACAAACUGUCUUUGUUAAUCAUUUUUGGUAUCUCGCACGCAAACUCCGCAAUAAACCCUUACCUUUACAUUGUACUGAACAGAAAUUUUCGCCGCCCUUUUCUCGAAGUCCUCCGGAGUUGCUUCGGACCUGCCGGGAACUUGAGAUCCCGCGGAAGUCAUACGUCUUCCAACACCGUAUUGGCCCGGUGCAUGUCUCAGGAAUACGUCGUCGAAGACACAGCACUUGGAAGGAAAGGACUGUAUGAAUUAUCCAACAAAACAGAGCAAAACGGUGAUUUGCCGACUAUUAGACAGAUAAGUCUUUUAAAGGUGAGAGAAACCGAAUUCCUGGUGGAUCCUGCGAGCCAUGAUGUGAAGAAACGAGCAACAGUCAGUCCAUGGCAAGACAAGGAGAGCUCAGUUGCAGAGGCAAGAGAAAGCACAACGACUUCAUGA